UCAUUUGCAAACAUGUUGCCAACCGCUCUACUAUUUAUCCUUGUUGCUCAGGCGUACGCAGCACGAAUUCUAGUGGUCGUACCAACACCGUCUUUAAGCCAUCAAGUAGUGUUUAGACCACUCACACAAGAACUGGCAAAACGCGGUCACGAAGUCGUCAUAAUAACACCAGAUCCAGUAUUCACGAAUAACAAUGCACCAGCAAAUCUUACAGAAAUUGACGUUCGGGAGGUAUCCUAUGAAGCGUGGAAAAAGCACUUCCUAACCAACACUGCGAUUGGAAAGAAGAAUGACUUGAUUCACACUGUUGAACUGUUUAUCCAGCAAUUCGCGAAAAUAUUAGAAACGCAGUUGCAAACUGAAGAUGUUAAGAGAAUAAUUCGUGGUGAGCGUGGGAACUUCGAUCUAUUAAUCUUGGAAGCAGCAGUACGACCCGCUUUAGUGUUUUCGCAUAUAUUCAAAGUGCCUGUGAUUCAAAUGAGUUCGUUUGGUGCUAUGUUGAACAGCAACAGUAUUGUAGGUGCGCCUUCACAUCCGUUUUUGUACCCGUGGAUUUUGAACCAGAGACUGUACAAUUUGACACUAUGGGAUAAGGUACAGGAACUAACGAACCGUCUGACGAUAGAACAUAUUUACGCUUCAUACGAACCGCUAGAGGAAGAGAUGUUAAGAAGAGUCGUUGAUCCAAAUGUGCCAUCGUUACACGAAUUGAGUAAUAAUGUGCAUCUAAUGUUUUAUAAUAGUCAUCCGAUUUGGUCGGAUCAGCAGCCAGUGCCACCUAAUGUAGUGUACGUUGGAGGAAUUCAUAAGAAUCCCAGGAAGGAAUUGCCUCAGGAUUUAAAAUCGUAUCUCGAUUCAUCGAAAAAUGGUGUCAUCUACAUGAGCUUCGGGAACAACCUAAAACCUUCCUUGUUACCAUUGGAAAAGGUCCAAAUGUUGACGAGGAUAUUUUCUGAACUGCCGCAAAAUGUACUGUGGAGAUGGGACGUGGAUAUAGCCAAUAAGUCAGCUAAUGUGAAGACAAUGCAAUGGGUUCCACAAUCUGACUUGCUGAGACAUCCAAACGUCAAGUUAUUCAUCAUGCAAGGAGGUCUACAAUCCACUGAAGAAGCCAUAGAUGCUGGAGUACCUCUAAUAGGUAUACCUAUGCUAGCUGACCAAUGGUAUAAUGUAGAGAAAUAUACAUACUUUGGUAUAGGUAAAAGACUGGAUAUGGAGAGGUCUACUGAAGAGGAAUUUAGAGCAGCUAUCAAAACUGUUCUUGAGGAUAAAAGUUACCGGGAAAAUGUGCUAAAGCUCCGAAACCUCCUAAACGAUCAGCCUCAAAGCGCUCUAGAUCGCGCGGUGUGGUGGACGGAGUACGUGCUGCGGCACGGAGGGGCGAAGCACCUGCGGGCCGCCGCCGCCAACGUGCCCUGGACUCAGUACUAUGAAAUAGAUUUAGUAUUGAUGUUCCUUGCUGUAAUAUUUAUUUUUAUAGGUGUGUUAGGUGCAGUUAUAUACUAUGUAUGGAGGAUGUUAAACCGUAUUAGUGUUAAGGUAAAAAAGGCUUAAGUAUAAGUUGUUUUUUGUAUUUGUAUUUGAUUUGUACUCAAAAUAUGUAUACGCGGUUUUGUAAAUAAUAUAUUAUGUACUUUAAAGUCCUAGCUGUUACAGCAGCUUUAUAAU
Messenger RNA from Colias croceus (clouded yellow), 1668 nucleotides. RefSeq names its product UDP-glucosyltransferase 2-like. The coding region runs from base 13 to 1554 and encodes 513 amino acids. The record is from RefSeq and is a predicted model, not a curated record. Gene Ontology annotation, molecular function: UDP-glycosyltransferase activity. The transcript is spliced from 4 exons. Lineage: Eukaryota; Metazoa; Arthropoda; Insecta; Lepidoptera; Pieridae.